GUGACUUACAGUGUCUUACACUUGAUUGUUUGUGUCUACUCCAUUCAUUUUCAGAACAAUAAAGGAAUAAUCUAUUAUCAAGUUUCAUAAAAUUUUGUAUUAAUGACAAUGGCGAGUUACAAAUUAGUGUACUUCAAUGUAAUGGGACUAGGAGAACCCAUCAGGUUUCUUCUUAGUUAUGGAGGCGUUGAAUUCGAGGAUGUUCGCAUAACUCAUUCUUCGGAAGAUUGGAGCAACAUGAAGCCAACGACCCCGUUCGGUCAGCUGCCCACGUUGGAAAUCAACGGCAAAGUUUACUCGCAAACAUUACCUAUUUGCCGUUACCUGGCCAAACAGUUUAAUCUGCUUGGCAAAACUGAUUUGGAUACGUUGCAGAUCGACGCGAUCGCGAGCGCUCUUUACGAUUUCAGAUGGCUGACAAUAUCGUCUUAUUAUAGAGAAUCCGAUCCUGUUUUAAAAGCGAAGAAGAAAGUCGAUGUAAUGACAAGGGUAAUACCGUUUUACUUGAAUAAAUUAGAGGAAUUGGCAAAGAACAAUGGAGGCUAUUUGCAUGGUGAUAAGUUGAGUUAUGCUGAUCUGUUUUUCGUCGGCAUCUCAGAUUCGUUGAAUACGGCUUAUGAAUCGGAUAUCACGAACGACAAGCCCUAUCUAAAAUCUCUGAAGCAGAAAGUAUUGGCGAUUCCAAAUAUCAAAGCUUGGGUGGAAAAAAGACCGAAAUUGGAAUUUUAAUGAUCUAUAUAUAUAUUUUUGAUGUUUAUGAUGUAAAAAGUGUGCAUUUGUAUAUUGUAUAAAUAUAACGAAAGCUCAAAUUCAAAUAUUA
Molecule: messenger RNA, 820 nt
Organism: Apis mellifera (honey bee)
Lineage: Eukaryota; Metazoa; Arthropoda; Insecta; Hymenoptera; Apidae
Gene: GstS4
Product: glutathione S-transferase S4
Exons: 5
Coding region: 103-729 (208 amino acids)
Biological process (GO): glutathione metabolic process
Molecular function (GO): glutathione transferase activity
Source: RefSeq, a predicted model, not a curated record